This is a messenger RNA of Culex pipiens pallens (northern house mosquito), 1958 nucleotides long. RefSeq lists its product as uncharacterized. Bases 134 to 904 code for a protein of 256 amino acids. The record is from RefSeq and is a predicted model, not a curated record. The transcript is spliced from 3 exons. Lineage: Eukaryota; Metazoa; Arthropoda; Insecta; Diptera; Culicidae.
ACUUAGCAAAAUUUUCAUUUCGGUUUUGACAGCUGAGUAGUGCAAACCUGUACAAACAACAAGGAAGUUCCCGGGGAAGGUCAAAUCGGGAAGAGAACCGUGGAUGUAAGGAAAAGGGUGGUUCGAGUGGACAAUGAACUUAACCUUCUUGUUUUUUUUUUUCAGUGACGGAGUGCAGCUCCCGGUAACGCUGAUCGAACAUCGACCAGCUGGAGGAAUACGGCAUCUGCCGAGCGGUGGCGACGACUUCCAUCGGCGAGUCCACCCGUCUUCUAGGGCCAGCUCAUCCGGCAGCGGGGCGUGGUUUUCUAGGCACUGUUGUUCAUUUGGUGACUGGUCAAAGUACCACAACAAUGUUCCGGUGAAAACGACGGAUCCGGCCGUAUUAAAGGAGAAGGCUGCUGAAGAACUCAAGUCUGCAGCAUCGCUCAAAGGCGGAGGUGGCGAGGAGACCACCAACACUCCGGAAGCUGUCCCAAUUGAGAAGGACGACCUGCUGGAGAAGAUCGCCACCUCGUCACCCUCAAAAACGACAGCCAGCGCCACCACCACCAAGAAAACCGGCGACGGCAGUUUGGCGGCCACAAACGACGUUGACAUGGAAAACGACGAUCUGCUCCAGCGGCUGGAGGCCAUCGAAAAGGGGGAAGCGGAAGAAUCAGCGACAACGACUUCUUCUUCCAAGAAAGAUGAGGACAAGAAGGAGGAUGAUCUUUCUCCGGCGGAGGCAAACCACCAGAACGGGUUGGACAAACCUGACGAGGACGAACUGCUGGAGGAAAAGAUGGAAGUUGACGGUGCAGUAGUAGCGGAGGACAAGAAGGAAAAAUCUCCAGCCAGUCGAAGGCACUACUAUCCAAGGUUAAGCACUCCGUCCGAGGGGCCAAGGCGCUGGCAUCGUUGAUGAUCGAGGAAUUCACCAAGAUCAAGCGGGCGCUCAGCAAGGAUGAUGAGCUAUCGAACACGGAACUGGACCAAAACAGUUCUAACGCGAAGACGCCCAAAACAACCACCAAAAAGAGUGGUCGAGGACAGAAGCGACCUGUAUCUGAAUGAGGAGCAGGCCAAGUACAUCAACUGGGCAUGCAAGGCCGCCGAAGGGGGCGCGGACGAUCCGAUGCAGUCGCCGUCGGCCAACGGCAAGCGAAGCAGCGCGACAAACACGCCGAUCCUGCAGACGCCGGAAGAAGCGUCCGUCGCGGGUGGUGGCGAAAAGAGUUCGCGUUCGACGCGGAGCAAACGCAGCAACAAAAUCCAGGUUCGAGAUAUCCCAUGCUAAGCCAACCGCACGGACCUCCGACCACGUCGAUCUCGACCAGUGCCUCUACAUCGUCCAAUUAAAACCACCGGAGCGCCGACCUACACACCGGCUCCAGGACAAACCUCCAGCAGCGAAUGCUCCGAUCUCCAACGCGGACCACAUUCUUCCGACCACGUCGACCGGAUAUGCCGUAGCUCGUUCUCCCGGCAGUGGUUUGUGUGCUUUCCAGCCAGCCCGUGUUUCGGCAACUCGUCCGCGUUCCGGAAAGUCACCCUCCCGGCACUGGUGUGCGCGUCCCAGUAGUGGCCCGCGUUCCGAAGAGUCGUCCUCCCGGUAGUGGUUUGUGCGCGUCCCAGCAGCAGCCCGCGUUUCCGCAACUCGACCGUGUUCCGGAGGGCCGUCCUCACGGCAGUAGACUUACUUAUUUUUCAAUGUAAAAUGGUAAAAAACGCUUAAAAUAAAGAGUAAACUUUUCAAUCAAAUCAAUUUUCAUUUAUUUUAUUAUAUUCCUUCAAAAAUAGUCCUCCCGGAACCGAUUUCCGCAUUCCCGGCGAUUUUCACCCUACCCAACCCAUCUCAAUUUUGAGAUCGCCUUCUGGAUCUCAAAAUUGAGAUCAAGUUGCUCAUCUCAACGUUGAGUGGUUUCACUUUUAGCCGGUUUGCGACAUCCAUCUCAAAAUUGAGAUCCCCUGGUUAG